GAAAAAAGUAUUUUACAUGAAUAAAAUGGAAUGGAAAAUACACUUUUGUAGAACACCCAGAACAGUCUAAAAGUAUUACCACUUUUAGAUGUGGUAUCUAAUCGUUUAGUGGGUUACAUAAUAAUCUUAUCCACAGUGUGAUCAGAAACUUUAAGUACUAAAAUUAAUGGCAUAGUUCGGAACAUCACUUAAUUUCUACUUGAAGUUUGUGCUCAUGAUGUCGUUCAGAAGAAUGAUGAAAGCUCCACGACCAAACCAUCCAGCUCAAAGAACAAAACUCCACCCAAAUCAUCCAGCUGGCCUACAAAUCUUCUCCACUAUCUCAAAAUCAUAUGAGCGUAGUACGCUUCUCGUUGUUGAAAAAUGCGAGAAUUUCACCAAAAGGCAGGCUUCCACUCUAGAACAACUGUAUUUUCUCCACGAGUGUCUUCGUCAACAUGUUCUACCAACAAGUGUAAGAUACAGACCUCCAAUCAAACACCCAUUGGUACGGAGAAUAGCUGUAUUAAAAUCUUCUACUUUCUACAAUUUAUAUAAUUCUUUACUGAAUAAUCCAGAUUUGUUAAUGGUUUCAUGAAAUCACUUCUUUUAGCAUAAACGCCUAUACCUGCAAAGUCAAUGAUUUAGUUGCUGCUGUUCUAAUUUUAUACUUUAUAAACAUAGAGACAGAAAUCAG
Molecule: messenger RNA, 676 nt
Organism: Schistosoma haematobium
Lineage: Eukaryota; Metazoa; Platyhelminthes; Trematoda; Strigeidida; Schistosomatidae
Exons: 1
Coding region: 215-577 (120 amino acids)
Source: RefSeq, a predicted model, not a curated record